This is a messenger RNA of Amoebophrya sp. A120, 2334 nucleotides long. Lineage: Eukaryota; Dinophyceae; Syndiniales; Amoebophryaceae. The record is from the annotation of a GenBank genome assembly.
CUUGAAGUAGAGUUUGGGCUUGUCAUGCACAUUUUGCAUGACCCGUCAGGUUUGUGAUUCUGGUGCUAGCGUCACAGAUUCUUUCAGAACGUCUUGAUGCUAAUUACGCAUGACAAAUGCCCUCUCCGCGACGUGCCAAGAGCUGACUCCUCUUGCUGCUCAUACAGCACAGAUAUUUUUAGACUCCGCAGACAGCAUUACAAGUCUCACACAUUUGCAGUUGAUACUGGAUCAACUGGACGGACGUGGUGGACCUGGCCACCCACUUCUCCUUUUACGAGUCCGCGGACAAAUUCACCUGUGUGGAGCACUAUGGAUUGCAAGAGUGAUCGUACUUGUACUAAAGAUUGCAGUCAUGCAUUACAAAUGUUCGCAUUAAGGGAAAUCCGCAUUACAAAUUCGAUUUAUCAUGCAGAAGAAAUUGAAAUUUGUCAUGCGCUAGCGAUUUCUACUAGUUUAAGUUAUUUUACUAGUACGAGUCUCUUGCAAUGCAUAAGCACGACUCGGUCCCGGUGGAAGACGCGGAGAGUUCGAAAGUCAUGCUGUAUCAAAAGGAAAAGACCCCCCUUCCCAUAUCAGAACGAAAUUUCUGAUGCUGGAUUUGCGUACAUAAAUCAGCCUCGUCUUGCAGUAGAAGAGGACUGCAGGCCCAUAUCGAGCCUGACUGGAGAGGUUUUGUGACAUAGGCGCCCAGCAUGACAAAAGUCCAUGCUGUAGGCCUAACAGCAUCACAAACCGCUGGCACAAUGCGGGGGGCCUUCUCGGAUUGCCUUCUUGCAAGACAGAAACGAUUUGUGAGUACAAAUCAGCAUCACAAAAGAUAUCUUUUCAGUAAGGGGAGGUGGGAUUAUUUUUCCUCGCGAUAUGCUGCCCACAAAGCCCAUGCUCCUCACCGUCCGCGUCCGGCCGAGCAAAGGUGGACCAGGACAAACAGCGAGUGCAACAACUUCGCCCACUAUCAUUUGUAAAAACGUCCCCACCCCAGAGUCAAGAUGGGGAUUUUGCAACACAUUUCUCGAGGUUUUGGGAGCCACGCAUGACAAGUUGCAGGCUGUAGUGUAUUGCAGUUUAGUAAGGGAAGCCGCAUAACAAAUCCAUCUCCUCAUCCUGUUUACAGCAUUACAAGUUCCAAAAUACAAUGGGAAAUGCCUCUUGUGAGGAUGCGCAUUACAAAUGCUCUUGUGCUUGCAGAUCUGCAUGAUAACUCUGGGGUGGGGAUGCCUUUACACAGGAGACCCACCGAUACUUCCUCAUCCUCGGAAAAAAUCACCGACUCCACGCUGCUGCUCUGGUCUGCCACGCAGCCCGACGGCACGCCUGAGGAGGGGGAAGAAGGACUACCCGACGAAGGAGCUAGUCCGGCGGACCCCGCGGAAACGGCGGCGCCAACCAAGGCGUCGUCGAAAUCGUCGGGAAAAAAAGAAAAAGACGCAGCCGCGGGGUCUGGUACAACAACUUCCCAACAGGAACAACAGGGCGGGUCGACAAGUAGCACGGCCAUUCCGACCUGCCAAGUCGUGCUCGCGGUGGAGCCGAUGGACCCAUCAGUACAUGCGGGGAGCUACUUUUUCCGCGCGAACAACUGGAAGUUCAACAGCUACCCGAACACUACGAGCACAGGGUCCUCGGGUGGAAAAAUAUCAAACCCGUUCACGACCGGUUUCCAGAAGCUCGCAAAUCACCUUUGUUACGCGAAGAAGGCCGCGGCUGGGAGUGCUGGUGCAGCAGAGAGCGAUCCGGACGCGCCGGACCCGUUCUGCUACUUCGACUACAACCCGCUGGCGCUGUCUGCCACCUGCACACACGUGACGGGUCCGAACGCGCCAAGGGUGCAGGGGUGUUUCGACGUGCCGGUGGUCGCAAACGGGUCGGAGCUAUGCUUCGCAAAUAUGUCUGGGUCUGCAAGAAUGCAGGUUUCGUUUGUCAUGCUUGUCUGGCAUGACUCUUAGAUCUGUGAUGCAUGAGCAGGACAAGGCCCUCUUGCCUGUCAUGCAAAAACGCAGUUUGCCAUGCAGUAAACGAAACACAUAAAAAACCGCUCAAAAAAUUGUCAUGCUUGGCGGCAUAUCGCAGUGCGCCCACCAUUCACAGAUUUGCAUCACAACUUUCCGGACCCAGAACGACUUGCAUUUGAUAUGAGCACUGCUUCUUGCUGAUCGAGGAUCCGACAAAAUCGGGAGCGAAACACCAGGUGUUGCUGAAAAAGUGCAGCGUGCCUAGUUCUGUAUCAGGAGCCGAAACUACGACGCUGAUGAACUACGAAGCCAGGGCGACAUUCGUCGAGCCCGCGGACUACCUGGAGCAACGAGCACACAUCCCGGUUCUGAAGAUCGG